Molecule: messenger RNA, 432 nt
Organism: Cercospora beticola
Lineage: Eukaryota; Fungi; Ascomycota; Dothideomycetes; Mycosphaerellales; Mycosphaerellaceae
Product: nuclear transport factor 2 family protein
Source: RefSeq, a predicted model, not a curated record
AUGACGAAGUCCCCACAGCGCCUGACGGCCGAGGCCUUGGUCGACGCUUUCAACCGAAUGGACAUUGAUGCGAUCAUAUCUUAUCGCCAUCAAGAUUGCCUCAGACACAUAUUGCCAGCUGCGCUCGGCCACAAGGCGCAAACCAACGAUGAGUAUCGCAAAUCGCUCCAAGCUCUGAAACCCAUCUUUCACAAUUUCACCCUGCUGGUACACGAUCUUGUGGAAGACAAAGAAGCACGCCGACUGUGCAUCUACUCAACUGCACGAGCUGAUACGCUUGCUGGCGAAUAUGUGAACGAGUACAUGUGGACGCUGGACUUUGAUCAAUGCGGCCAGCAGAUCAUCAAAUGGACUGAAUUUGUCGAUGCCAAUGUCAACCGGGAUUUUUGGCCAAAACUGCAGGAGGCAAUGAAUCGGUAUCACAAGGCUUAG